Molecule: messenger RNA, 1005 nt
Organism: Morchella importuna
Lineage: Eukaryota; Fungi; Ascomycota; Pezizomycetes; Pezizales; Morchellaceae
Exons: 1
Coding region: 1-1005 (334 amino acids)
Cellular component (GO): nucleus; cytoplasm
Molecular function (GO): protein binding
Source: RefSeq, a predicted model, not a curated record
AUGCCGCUCCUAAAACUCCCCAACGAGAUUCUGAUCCAGAUAGCAGAGUGCCUGGACCCCGCAGACUUCACAAACUUCCUCGUCCUCAACCACUUCUUCAAGAGCCUCUUGGUCCCUCUACUUCACAAUAUCGCCUUCAGCGACCCAGCUCAGUAUCUGGACUGGGCAUGCAAGCGCGGCCACGAGCACCUUGCCCGCCUCCUCCUCGAGGGCGGAACGUCGCCGAGUGUCCAAUCCUGCAUCAGUCGGUACCCGCUCCAAGAGGCCGCCUACUACGGUCACCUACCCAUAGUCAAGCUUCUCCUCCAACACGGCGCCGAUAUCAGUGCCAGGGACGAUGACUGCGGUACUGCGCUCCACUACGCAGCCGGCAGUGGCCACCCUGACAUCGUGCAGCUGCUCUUAGAGAACGGCGCCGAUAAAGAGAUUAAUGGCGACAUGCUACAUAACGUCACCCCACUCAUGUGGGCGAUCAAAGGCCUCGAGAUGGCUUAUGCACUGAAUCUGGAGAAAGCCAACCCAGAAUGCACCGUCCAUUAUUACUGGGAGGAGGAGGGCUUCCUUGACACGGGCAUGUUUAGUGCUACAGAGCUCACCGAGCAUAGAAAAUAUGCGAUGGCGCGGAUGCGUGAAGUUGUCAAUAUACUGCUAGAAUGGGGCGCAGAUGUCACAUACUCUUGUAAUACUGGAGAGUCGGUACUGCAUGCGGUGGCAGGUCUGGAUGAGUUUGAUGCGGUGGAGACGGCGGAACUGUUGUUGGAGCGGGGUGCCGAUCUACAUGCGGUUGACAAUGAAGGGAAUACGCCGCUACAUAUAGCGGCGUAUUGCGGGUUGCCGGGUCUCGUGACGCUAUUUCUGGAGAAAGGUGCGGACGUGAAUGCGGAGGACUCGGGUGGUCGGACGCCUUAUGGUGGAUUAGUUGUCGGUUUUCACCCAGAGGUCCACAAGAUACUUGAGCGGGCCCAAGAAGGGGCUCAAAAUGCUAAAGAAGACCGCAAGGCAUAG